AUGGCAGACAGUGGGUCACAAGGAAGUGAAGUAAUAAAUGUGCUCAUUGGUAAUGAUUAUUACUUUUCCUUCAUUAGGAAUAGUAUUAUCCAAAUUGAUAGUGAUCUAUACCUAGUAGACACAGACUUCGGAUGGGUGAUAUCUGGUCGCCUCAGUAAUGAUAAUCAAGAAGACGACAAUACUUUGACAGUUGUAACCUACCAUCAAAGCAAUAGAGGCUGUAAGUGUUUUACAGAACCUGAUCUACCUUUAAGACAGUCCGAUGUGAAAUUCCUUUGGAGUUUGGAGAAUAUUGGAAUAACUGAUUCGGUAAAGGCCACCAGAGAGGAAAGUGCAGUUCAACACUUUAAUGACACUGUUGUGUAUCAAGGAGGUCGUUAUUAUGUAAAAUGGCCAUGGACAACAUAUCCACCAGAUGUGCCUACUAACUAUGGCCUAGCAUAUGGCAGGCUCAAGGGAUUAGUGCAACGAUUGGAUAAGCCUACACUACAAGAAUAUAAUGAGAUACUGAUGGAACAACUUCAGGCUGAGAUAAUAGAAGUUGUUCAAGUAGACUCAAAUGUGCAAUGCCAGACUGUGCCUCCAGUUAACUACCUUCCGCAUCACAUUAUCAAGCAGAGUGCCAAGCGUGGGCGCAUAGUGUAUGAUGGUUCAGCAAGAUUAAAAGAUCAGCAAAGCCUUAAUGAAUGCUUAUAUAGAGGACCUUGCAUGCUUCAAGAUCUGACGGCUCUGCUCUUGAACUUUAGAGUUUAUAAAAUAGGUAUUAUAGCAGACGUCGAGAAGGCUUUCUUGCAAAUAGGCCUACAGGAAGAAGACCGAGAUGUGACAAGGUUCUUAUGGCUGAAGGAUAUUAACAAACCAUUGUCCGAUGAAAACAUACUACACUUAAGAUUUUGCAGAAUGCCUUUCGGUAUUAUUUCAAGUCCUUUCUUACUGACGGCUACCAUACGUUACCACAUUUCACAGAAAGAUAGCGAGUUGCUAAAAAAGGUAGCGAACAAGUGUUAUGUUGAUAAUGUUGUGACUGGCACUAACACUUCAGAAGAGGCUGUCCAAUUAUAUGAUGAAACCAGAAAAACAUUUGAAGAACUCUCAAUGAACCUAAGAGACUGGACAUCAAAUGAUGAAUCUUUUACCCAGACUGAAUUAUGGAGAAAUGACUAUAAAUGGGACUCGCCACUGUCACAGGAACUAUUACAAAAGUGGAAGAAAAUUGAAAGUAACCUAGGGGAUAUAAAAGAGGUUAAAAUACCACGAUAUGUUGAAGCCAAUGUCAGUGAAGGAUCUGAAAAUGAAUUACAUUGCUUUGCAGACGCUGCUAAAGACUCUUACGCAGCAGUAGUAUAUUUAAGAUCAAGCAAUGGUUCCGAAGUAAAGACAUCCUUUUUAUUAUCAAAAAGUAGAGUUGCACCAUUGGAAAAGAAAAAUAAAAAUGGGAAGAAGAAUGAAAGAAAACUCACUAUUCCACAACUGGAAUUACUCGGAUGUGUAAUCGGAAACCGUUUAUUGACAUACCUGAAAGAGACCAUAGAGUUACCCAUUGAUAGACAAUACUUAUGGACAGACAGCUUAGUGGUUCUCAACUGGAUUCACUCGAAUAAGCUUCUACCACCUUUCAUAGCCAACAGAAUAGAAGAGAUAAAGAGAAAUGUUGGACUAGAGACAUGCUAUGUAAAUACGAAAGAGAAUCCAGCUGAUAUUGCAACCCGACCUGAGCUCUGGAUGCAGAAGAAAAAUGUAUGGCUAGAAGGACCAUCUUUCUUAGCUAAAAGAAAGGAUGAAUGGCCGAAAGAUAUCCACCUCGCUAGCCACCAAAACCUAGCUUCCUUUCCUGCUAUAGUGGAGGGUCUGAAGGAACAGUCUUCAAAUAAUGAUAUGCCUGUAGAACCUUCAGAUAAUGACAUACAGGUGGAACUUUCACAGAAUUACAUACCUGUGGAACCUGUUAAUGAUGAUGAUCCAAGGCCCGACCAGUGUGAAGUAAGAUCUCAGGUUCAGGAGAUAAAAAACCUGCAACAAAGAUUCUUUCCCGAUGAAAUAAAAGGCAAAAUGACGAACCUUAGUAGAAGUCUUGGACUAUUUACAGAUGUUGACGGACUAUUGAGAUGCAAGGGAAGAAUGAUGCAUGCUAAUUGGUCAGAAUACGACAUGAGGUAUCCGAUUCUAUUACCUAGAGACUGCGAAUUCACAAAGAAAGUGGUACAAGAAAUACAUGAGAAGAAUUACCAUGUAGGAGCACCUCAUACUCUCGACCUAGUUCGUCAACAAUUCUGGAUUCCAAAAGGAAGACCGGUAGUGGAGAAAAUACUAAGAAAAUGUACUCAAUGUGUCAAGCAUGGUGGUGGCCCGUACCCACUGCCUCCAACACCGGCCUUACCAGCAGAACGUGCCAAUUAUAGCACACCGUUCACUUAUACUGGAAUUGAUUAUUUUGGACCUGUCUAUGUAGAUACCGAGAAUGGACAGCAAAAGAGAUGGAUAUGUCUUAUGACAUGCUUAGCAGUGAGAGCCAUACACAUGGAAGUCGUUAAGAACUUAACUACAGAUGAGUGUCUUAUGGCUCUGAGGAGGUUUAUGGCUACAAGAGGUGUACCAGUAGCAAUAGUUUCCGACAAUGCACUGUACUUUAAAUUGAGCUCUGAAAUCCUUAAGAGUGAACACUGCGUCAAGAAUAAUAUCAAAUGGAAGUUUAUUCCCCAACUAGCGCCAUGGCAUGGUGCAUUUUAUGAAAGACUAGUGGGGUUAGUGAAGCAUUGUAUGAAGAGAACCUUGGAGAAACUGUUACUUAAUGACACACAACUUCUUACUGUCAUUAAAGAAAUUGAGGCUGUUGUUAACAGUCGGCCUUUGACACGAGUAGGCCCUGACAUGGAUAUAGUUCUUAGACCAUGUGACUUUUUAUCUCUAGGACGUUGUCUAAAUUUGGAGAUCUCAGAGAAUUAUAGACCUGACUAA
This is a messenger RNA of Cydia amplana, 2955 nucleotides long. RefSeq lists its product as uncharacterized. The record is from RefSeq and is a predicted model, not a curated record. Gene Ontology annotation, biological process: DNA integration. The transcript has 2 exons. Gene Ontology annotation, molecular function: nucleic acid binding. The coding region runs from base 1 to 2955 and encodes 984 amino acids. Lineage: Eukaryota; Metazoa; Arthropoda; Insecta; Lepidoptera; Tortricidae.